AUGUUUAGAAGAUCUGUUGCUGCCCAAAUCCUUAACGCUCUCGUUAGCCAAUCGUUUCAAGAUUCCUGUCGAGCCUCUCUAUCUCGCUUAACGCCCAUGGUAUUACUUCAGCUUUUUCCAAGGAUGGAUGGCAUAGCCUCAAAAGGCAAUCUCAUACUUGAUUGUUGCCACCAUGUUGAGGAUCCCAAAUACGUUUCAUUAGGUACGUGCGUUUUUAACAGCAGAAGAACUGGAAAUCUGAUGUUUUCAUUGGCUGCUUUACUAUUUGUUUCAGAAAACACAGGUCGAAUCCCAAUCCUGCCAUCCUACAUGCUGCAUGGCUGGAUUGAUGAAUAUUUCAAUACCUCAUCAAUUAAAAAAAUUCCGAAUAACUUCAUUUACGACGCUAACGAAAGUAUUAUUUUAACAGAAAGAUAUGGACCUUUAGCAUACGAUCCUAUUUUUAAAAACCCUCACGCCAAUUCAUCUAUUAGGAACAUAAAAAUACUAUUGAUAUGCGGAUAUUUUCAAAAUUAUUACUACGUAAGAAAUGUGGAGAAAUCACUAAAAACCCUGUUCCAAUUUCACUCCGCUACAAAAUCAAAUGUAUCGCACUUUAUUAAUCACCACAAGUCACUUGUCAACAAGAGUUAUCAAAAUAUAAAAACUGUCGGCGUGCACGUUAGAAGAACUGAUUUUUUAACAAUCGAUAAUCAAAGGCAGGGAUUGACAGUGAUAGACGAGAACUACGUAAAUUCAACAGUACAUUUUUUUCUCAAUUAUUUGGUUGCUAAAGGUGCCGAUUUUAUUAUAUUUUUUGUUGCUUGCCAAGAUUACGCCUGGGUCAAUUCAACCAUUUAUAAAUUAAACAUUACACAAAUUUUCACCAACGUCAGAUUUGUCCCUUCCACAAAUAAUAAUGGUCCUUUUGACAUGUGCUUGAUAUCAAUGUGUGAUGGAGUUAUCACAUCUACGGGCUCAUUUUCUUGGUGGGCAGGUUGGUUAGCUAACACGACAACUACAUAUUAUACUGGUUACCCAAAAAAUGGCUCUGAAAUAGCAAAAUACUUUGAUAGAAGAACGUACCAAAAGCCAGACUGGAUAGGAUUCACUUAA
Messenger RNA from Helobdella robusta, 1095 nucleotides. RefSeq lists its product as hypothetical. Gene Ontology annotation, cellular component: membrane. Bases 1 to 1095 code for a protein of 364 amino acids. Gene Ontology annotation, biological process: carbohydrate metabolic process. The record is from RefSeq and is a predicted model, not a curated record. Lineage: Eukaryota; Metazoa; Annelida; Clitellata; Rhynchobdellida; Glossiphoniidae. The transcript is spliced from 2 exons. Gene Ontology annotation, molecular function: galactoside 2-alpha-L-fucosyltransferase activity.